AUGAUGAGUGUGCCUUACGUCCGUCCGCCUGGACUUUGUUUCCUACAAGGCGAUUACGUGGUAAUUGAUGCACCAUGCAGCUUCGAGAAGGGCGUGAAGAUCGGCAUUGGUGGAGACUGUUCUGGCGUUGUGCUUGCAGAGCAUGAGAUAAUCUCCAUGACGAGUCGUCGACGUAUAAUCGCUGACCUAUGUGGAUCAGGAAACCACCUAGCGACAAUCAGCCAGACGAUGGCGCUUCUGGCAUGGCCUACUCUUGGCUGGCGUCUGGGGGAGCUGGAAAGGUCGAACUCUUUCUCAGCUUGGGAGUCCCUGCUAGAAGACGAACCUCCACUGUACUUCGCAGUUCGACACCCACAGUCACCCCAACGCCAUGAUGAGGUGGUAGACCAUCACGAGUAG
Molecule: messenger RNA, 399 nt
Organism: Strongylus vulgaris
Lineage: Eukaryota; Metazoa; Nematoda; Chromadorea; Rhabditida; Strongylidae
Source: the annotation of a GenBank genome assembly